Messenger RNA from Peromyscus maniculatus bairdii (prairie deer mouse), 237 nucleotides. It is a transcript of the gene Wfdc11, whose product is annotated as WAP four-disulfide core domain 11. The record is from RefSeq and is a predicted model, not a curated record. NCBI's taxonomy places the organism in Eukaryota, Metazoa, Chordata, Mammalia, Rodentia, Cricetidae.
AUGAAGCCUUCAAUGCUCCUGUUGGUCCUGUUCCUCUGCGUGCUCCUGCUGCCUGCCCCGGGAUGGAAAAAGAAGAAGUACUCUCAGAGAGAGCUGUCACUUCAGGAGUGCUGGGGACAGCCAAAAGUUAACGAUUGUAAAAAGAAGUGUUCUAGACGUUUCAGAUGUCUACAAAAAAAUCACACAUGCUGCUGGACCUACUGUGGGAACAUCUGUGCACCAACUGGGGUGAGCUGA